Messenger RNA from Desarmillaria tabescens, 2277 nucleotides. RefSeq names its product kinase-like domain-containing protein. The record is from RefSeq and is a predicted model, not a curated record. Gene Ontology annotation, molecular function: protein serine/threonine kinase activity; ATP binding. NCBI's taxonomy places the organism in Eukaryota, Fungi, Basidiomycota, Agaricomycetes, Agaricales, Physalacriaceae. Gene Ontology annotation, biological process: protein phosphorylation; chromosome segregation. Gene Ontology annotation, cellular component: mitotic spindle pole body; cytoplasm; nucleus. Bases 41 to 2161 code for a protein of 706 amino acids. The transcript has 9 exons.
UCAGAAACGCCGCGAUACCGGGUCUUUGCCCACGACCACCAUGUCCUCCUCCUCCUCCUUUCUUGAUCAGUACGAACCCUUAGACGUUAUAGGAAACGGGUCCUUUGGGAUAAUACGCAAAGUCCGACGAAAAACAGAUGGCCUGAUAUUCGCACGUAAAGAGCUGGAUUUUGAGCGCAUGAACGAACGGGAUCGGAAACAGAUUGUAUCAGAAGUAAAUAUUCUCAAGGAACUUCAUCACGAGCACAUUGUUCGAUAUCAUGACCGUUAUGUCGACCGCGAUGCUGGAAUUCUCUACAUACUCAUGGAAUACUGUGGAGGUGGUGACCUCUCCAACAUCAUUAAGCAGGCGGUCAAACACAAUCGAACUAUUCCAGAGGAGACGAUAUGGAGCUACUUUAUGCAAAUUCUACUGGCCUUGCAUCAUUGCCACCACCCCAAUGCGAAUGGACACGGACGGUCGGGAAGCACAGGUAGCAUGGAGGGAGAUAAAGAGCGAAGAGUGCAGAUAUUACACCGCGAUCUGAAGCCUGACAAUGUAUUCCUGGAUGAGUCCGGCGCCGUGAAGCUCGGCGACUUUGGGCUAUCUAAGGCCCUUGCACAGGCUAGCUUCGCCAACACUUAUGUUGGGACACCAUACUAUAUGUCGCCCGAACUGAUGCAAGAAAAGGCGUACGACUCCAAAUCUGACAUAUGGUCGUUGGGAUGUCUGAUAUUCGAACUAUGCGCGCUGAAGCCACCUUUUCACGAAGCAAAGACGCACAGUGAGCUGAGCAUACUUAUUCGUAAUGGCCGAGUACCACCACUGCCCAAAGGGUUUUCGCAAUCUUUAACCGGAGUCAUCAAGACCAUGCUCAGUCUCAACCCUGCCAUGCGGCCGUCUGCGGCCCAGCUUUUACAACACGAACGCAUAGAGCUUGCAUUCAAAGUUUGGGAGACAGAACGAAUAAUGCAAACUGUCAAAGUUCACAAACACAACAUAAUUUUACGCGAACGCGAGUUUCAUGCCCGGGAAACCAAGUUGGUCGGCCAGCUUGCUUCGCGAGAGGCGGCUCUUCAGACGCGUGAGGCAGGACUUUCCACGGCGAUCAAGCAUGCCAUCGCCGCGCGCGAGGAGGAACUUCGGGUCCUCGUCAAACAGAGAGAAGAAGAGGUAGCAGCAGCCAUUGCGAGACGCGAAGAAGACGUUGCUGCGGCGAUGAGGCGACGAGAGGAAGAGAUCAUUGCCAGCGUCAAUGCGAGGGAGAAGGCGAUAUUCGAAGCUUGGAAAGAACGAGAAGACGCUAUGGAGGCGCGAAUACGAUGGGUGGAGGUACGGGAAAUGGAAUUGGAAGAAGAAGCCAAGAGGGUGGAAGCUGUGAAGAAUGAAGUCGAAGCGAAGAUGCACUCUUGGGAACGGGAAAAAGACAAAGGCAAGAAAGGGCACCACACGCGGCCCUUGGAGGAAGUGAAGAACCUUCUUGAGCCUUUAAGCAGGCUCCAUAUGGUGUACCCGUCCACACCGGCGCCACCGAGACCACAGGCACAGAUGCUCCCGACGCCAGCAUCGGCGAUGCGAGGUGUGGUGCUCACAGACACGGGGGAGCAGCUGGCAACACCGGGACCGAUGCCUGCAGAGCUUUUUGUCAAUACCCCGAAAGUGGGGUUGAACUUUGUUCGUAUAUUCGACUUUGAGGAUGAGUCGGACGAUGGGAAUGAAGAGGAGAGGAGCCCCGUUCCUGUGACACCAAGUCGCAAGCGAGCGUCGAUUUCGACGCGUGAUUCCGCCCUCGCGACGUCAAAAGCCACUGCUUUAUCGAACCCACCACCGACACGACUGCGACGCCCAUCAAUAACCCGGUCGUCGACUUCUUCGUCGAGUUCGACUUCAGAUGGGACAAAGCCUCAGCCACUGCAGCACCCACAUUUGAAGCCUGCGUCGUCUCCGUCUCCGCCUCCGACAUACGAUUUGGCUGAUGAGGAAAACUUACCGAGCCCGUUCCUGAAGAGGGCCGAGCGUGCAAAUAGCACAGGGUCGAAACCGAAGAAGCGACCGAGUAACGGUAACCUUCUCCGAGCGGUUGCUGCGGCGAACUCUGCAGUGCGGAGUAAAUCGACUAAUGAUGCGGUAGCACGACCGUCUGUUGCAAGUGCGCGAAAGGCAGGAGAAGAAGGCGCGUAAAGCGUUGUACAGGACAUAGCACGGAGGGACAUAUCUUUAUUUUAUGGUCGACUUGUUUUCAUGUUGUGCAAUCUGUUCAAUUAUUAGUUCAAUAAUUAUUUUAUUUGUUAUGGAAC